UCCUCGUUACUCUAAUCCUCUGUUUUUUUUUUAAAGAACUCGUCGCUUCAUUGGUCUCUCUGUUGCCUUGCUCUCCUCUUUACCCUCUCCUCUCUGUUGCAGAUCCAAGGAGUGCUGUUUAUUGGGCUCUCUCUCCAAAGGAGGAAAUGGGGGACUCGAGUGAGGUCAGAGCCUGGGAGGAGCUGAUCCCCGACGCCCUCGGGCUCAUCUUUCGCAACCUCUCCCUUCAGGAGGUGCUCACGGUUGUCCCCAGGGUCUGCAAAUCCUGGGGCCGGGCGGUCUCCGGCCCUUACUGCUGGCGGGAUAUCGACAUUGAAGAGUGGAGCCAGAGGUGCAAGCCCGAGCAGCUCGAUCGCCUCCUCAGGGUGCUUAUCGCAAGGAGUUGCGGGUCUUUCCAGAGGCUUUCGGUCUCUGGCCUCGCAAGCGACUCCUUGUUCUCUUUUAUCGCCGAGCAUGCUGGCUCCCUUCAGACCCUAGUCCUCCCAAGGAGUGAAAUAAGCGAUGCCAUAGUAGAACAAGUCUCGUCUCGUCUCUCCAACAUCACCUUCUUGGAUGUGAGCUACUGCAAAAAGAUCGGUCCCCGAGCCCUAGAAUCAUUUGGCAAGCACUGCAAAUCUCUAAUUGGCCUUCGACGAACAAUGCACCCUUUAGAGGUUGCUGACAAAGUCAGCCAAGACGAUGAAGCCUUCGCCAUCGCCUGUUCCAUGCCAAAACUCCGCCAUCUUGAAAUGGCGUAUCUCCUACUAACAACCCGUGGAGUCCUCGAAAUCCUCUCAAGAUGCAAGGAACUCGAGUUCCUUGACCUUCGGGGUUGUUGGGAAGUGAAGCUAGACGAGAAGCUCGUAAAAGAGAGUUAUGCAGGAUUGAAGGUUUUAGGUCCGCAGGUCGAGGAUACCUACGAGAGGAGUUUCUGGGAUGAGUGCUCCGAAGAAUACUCAGAUACUUCGGAUUAUUCUUGGGAAUUUAUGGACGAUGAUGAUGAUGGAAUUUGGGAUGAUGAUGAUCAAGGGUUCGAAGGCCUAGAAGUGAGAUUCUAUGGAGGUGGGUUUAAUCAAGCUUAUGCUGGAUUUCACUGGCCACCAUCUCCAUGAAAGUUGUUGUUGAUGGAGGGAUUUGCUACCAACCGUAGCAGUGCUUGCUGUUAGCAUUUCAAGGACUGCAUCAAAUCUGCUAUUCGUUGACCGUGCUUGUAGCUUUGCUUUGGCUUGUAAUGUUGGAAGGGGUGCGUGUGGGCGUGUUUGUGCGUGUGUUUAUGUAUGUAUGUAUGUAAACUGAGAUGUUUACUUGGAGGCAAGCUUUGCUUAUGUGCAUCUGUUUCUUGUGCCUUUGGCUGCUAAGAGCUCGUAGUAUUAAUAAUACAGCUGGUUAUAAAAGUUUCAGCAGGGUUUCACUUGCC
Messenger RNA from Asparagus officinalis (garden asparagus), 1396 nucleotides. RefSeq names its product F-box protein FBW2. The record is from RefSeq and is a predicted model, not a curated record. Lineage: Eukaryota; Viridiplantae; Streptophyta; Magnoliopsida; Asparagales; Asparagaceae. The transcript is spliced from 3 exons. Bases 147 to 1091 code for a protein of 314 amino acids. Gene Ontology annotation, molecular function: protein binding.